This is a messenger RNA of Dentiscutata erythropus, 201 nucleotides long. Lineage: Eukaryota; Fungi; Glomeromycota; Glomeromycetes; Diversisporales; Gigasporaceae. The record is from the annotation of a GenBank genome assembly.
GGCUUCAGGUCUCUGAGGAUACUUACAAGAGUAGCAAUUAUGGGUAUGUCUAUUGCUGUGAAAAUAUUGACGCUGGGUCUCAACUUCAUUUGGGUUGCAACCACAUUGAAAAGACUCUGACAAUUCCUGCAGGUCUCUCUGCGAGGGGCUUGGAGUUGACAGUGUACUGGUAUAUGUCCUAUCUGGUGGCAUCGGUUACAG